AAAAUGAAACAGAUUAUGUUGAUAAUGAAAAUUCAAUAGAUUAUUUUGAUGAGAAUGAAAUGAAUAAUUUUGACAAGAAUGAAACAGAUGAUUUUGACAUUGCACCAUUAGAUAAAUUCAACAAAAACAGCAUGAACAUAGUAGAAUCAUCUUUACAUAUAGAAAUAAUAGAAAAUAUCGCACAGUUACAAGAAUGUAGUAAG
This is a messenger RNA of Racocetra persica, 203 nucleotides long. Lineage: Eukaryota; Fungi; Glomeromycota; Glomeromycetes; Diversisporales; Gigasporaceae. The record is from the annotation of a GenBank genome assembly.